Molecule: messenger RNA, 15248 nt
Organism: Xyrichtys novacula (pearly razorfish)
Lineage: Eukaryota; Metazoa; Chordata; Actinopteri; Labriformes; Labridae
Source: the annotation of a GenBank genome assembly
GAAACGCUUACGCUAUAUGCGUACGAUAGCAUCCCCUAAAAUUGCCUCUGUCAUAGAACCAGGAAGAAGGUGGGAUAGCCCUACAAAGCUGACAUCCCCUGUCUUUCUACAUACUUUCUCUGAAAAUUAUGGGAUCUUCCCGGUGGAGGGUGGCAGUGGCGGCCUUUCUCGCUAUAGCGGUGUCUUUAUUAGGCGUGGACGCGGAUGAACAUGAGCAUACGGUAAGAAAGCGUUUAGUGAGGCCGAUUGAAACAGGCAGCGGAGAAAAUAAUGGACGUUUGUGCUCUGUUAACAUGAUAGCUUUAGCUUUAGCUGUCCAGCAGCAAACGGCAGAACAUAACACAUCCACGACAUGUUGCAUGGCAUGAUCUCCGGCGUUUUGGACAAAUUCUCUGUGUGCUGUUUAAUUGAUAGACAUUAAAUGAUGUAGCGAACUGGUGACCACUUAUCGGCCUAAGUGCUUAUGGCUAACGUUUUUACUGCUAGCCCAUUAGCACGUCUUCCACACUACUCUUAGAUUCCCCCAGAUACCGGUGUGGACUGGAGUUAAGCUGCAAAGUUAUUGGCUUAGUUAUUCAACGAAAUCAAAACCACCUGAAUACUGAAAGCGUAAAGCUCUGGAGCCUCAAACCAGCUCGAGAAAUCAGUAUCUCUUCGUAAGGAGUGCAACAGAUCCACGUUAGUCUGAGCCGAAACACCGGGUAUACGUCAAGGCCUAUCGGGUUUUUUCUUUGCUUUUGUCCGACCCAGAUGCCUAAAAUGCCACUUACUCAACUUCAUAAAACGUGCAGUGACGACUUUCCCUUUUAUAUAUCCCUGCCCUGUAUUUGUGAUGUUGUUUCUAUAACCAACACUAAUGUUGAAGAUAACUUCCCUGUCUGAGAGCAAACUUAAGUCGCAAACACCAAUUAUAUCCAAUAUUAUGAAGUGUUAGACUGACACAACGAGGGGACUGUUAACGAAACAUUCCCCACUAUGUGCAUGCAUAAGAAUAAUAUAGCACUAGUGUGAGCUUUCACUUUUAGUGGAAAUGUCAUGAUAACAAAGCCUUGAAACAGCCACCUUUUAUUACACAUACAAUGUUGGUGUAGGUAUAGUUUGUUUCAUUAACGUCUGUCUGAAAGAGCUUUAGUUAUCUUAAAUAUAUUUAUUUCCUUCUUGGCAUUUUCUGGUAGAGUAACAAAUACCUGGACUAUGAAACCAGUAGGACACGCUUAACUGGUGUAGCAAUUGUUGUCUCCACAGUGAGAGUCCUUGUUUUUUCCUUUGCAGUACACAGAUAAAGAGGAGGUAGUUUUAUGGAUGAACACAGUGGGGCCUUACCACAACCGACAGGAGACAUACAAGUACUUCUCCUUGCCCUUCUGUGCGGGCUCCAAGAAGACCAUCAGUCAUUACCAUGAAACUCUUGGAGAAGCUUUGCAGGGAGUGGAGCUUGAAUUCAGCGGCCUAGACAUCAAGUUCAAAGGUACACAACAUUUUCACCAAUUUUCACCUGUUGAUGCAUCUGAAAGUGUAAGAGGUUUGGAACAAGUCUGCGUUUGAUUUCCUCUGACUUUUAUUAUCUCUGUAGAUGAAGUCAUGCAAACAACAUACUGUGAAAUUGACCUGGACAAAGCCAAACGGGAUGCCUUCGUCUACGCUAUAAAGAACCACUACUGGUACCAAAUGUACAUAGACGACCUGCCUAUCUGGGGUAAGUGAUACUUCAUGACGUAUACUUAGAUGACAGUUUCUGAUGACAUGCCAGCUUUACUGGUUGAAAUUUUCUUGUAGUAUUUUCUAUCAUCUCCUCAGCAUCAGUUAUGAGUGACGUAUGAUUUGGUGCUUCACACAGCAGCCUCCUCCAUCAUAUAUGUAACGUGAAUGUGGCAAGCAAUGUAAAGGUGCAUUAUCAAUCCAUCUACGAUCCGUUUAUUGGCUUGGUGGCCUCUGAAAAUGGUUCUGCCUUUCUCAAAGUGACUUCUUGGAGGCAGAACUGUCACUGUAAUAAGCCGUCCUGCUUGCGUGGAAUCAGUUUGUACAAUGAGGCAACUCCUGCUGCUGCUCAAACAUAAGAGUUUUAUUUGAUGUUGUCAAUGAUGGGUGGGACCUUGGCAUUUACUUAGACAACUGUACACAGUGAAUGUCACAUAUUUAAGCCUUAAUCACAAUAAAUAAACAUAGACUUUGACCCCAUGUCCGGUUUGCCAGUGUACCUGAACAUAUGUGCAAAUCAUGUCUUAAACAAUGACAUGAUUUGAUGGAGAUCUUCACAGUGACAGCCAUUCUGUAGUUUAGCUAUCCUAUUAAGGACCGUCUGAUUUGGAAAUCUUUAAGUUUGUAACCUUCAGCUCACUUUUGCUUUCCAAGAGCAGAGCAGUGAAAAGUUUUCUGCACAUGUUGGCUUUACCUAACACACAGAUGGUUAGUUGCCAGCACCAACCUCGAGUGCUUAACGCGAACUACCUGUAUUUCUAAAAUGGUCUGAUGUCUAUUGUACUGAUUCAGCAGCAGAUUCAGACACAACUGAAGGAGGAAUCUUGGUUGUCAGUUAAAUUUGCCCAGUAUGAGGCAAAUGGUUGUGAUUGGCUAGGUGCAUGUGUAAUUCUGUCUAAGCAGAUCCACCCACUGGAGCUUUUGAAAUCAAGGCUAAAAGUUGAUAAACUAGAAGAAGUAUUCAGAAUAAUGUGCAGUUUUCUACAUCAUCGUAGCUGUAACCAACAAACAAACUAAAGCAGUCAAAGUUUAUUUAGCACUUUUUUCAAAACUUUGGCUGAGAUCAUUUUAAGCUAUUCAAAAGUGGCUUUUAUUCUGCCACCUAAUACAGUAUAUUGUCAGAAGUGAACUACAUAAAAUAUCUUCAUAGUCAUUACAUUAGCCAACUCUGGAAUCUGGAGGUUGAUGUGCUGUUGGUUUGUGUAAGAAAAAUGGUCAAUCAGCAGGGAGGGACUGCAUUCAUAUAAGCUGACUUGAAGCUGGAUUCCUCAGUUCCUCAGUGAGCAUGCUGGGCUUUGACUGAGACGCUUACAUGAAUAAAUAUGAAGAAAAAGAAGGAAGUGUUGUCUGCCUUUGGAUAUCACCACAAGUUUUUUGAUAUAGCAUGCAGUUUAUUCACACCAAAAUGUUAAGAGUUGACAACAUUUGACAUAUGAAAGGUUCAGCCCUUUUAAGUUGUCCAUGUAUUCACUGUUUGACAUAAAAGAAGUCUAGUUGUGUAGAUGGUGUACAUUGUUUUGGUUUAAGACACAAAAGAUUAACUGUAACUGCUAAAUAUUCAAUGGCAGCAAAGGGACACACCUAUGGUAGUGAAGGCCGAAAAACUUGUGUCGACAAAUCAAUUCUACCCAGGCGUGGGGACAGGGACAGUAGUCCAGUGAAACUACUUUACUGAGCUACAACUGUAGCCUGAGUGCACCGUGCAUGUAAAGGUACCAAGUCAGAAACUGUGACCAGCAUAGACUCACUUGAACAGCGACUCCAGAAGGACACAUAACAGCUGAUUACAGUUUUGCCAAGUUAAGCAGAAAACCGUUAUUUAGGCACUACUCUAAGUACAGGUCCCUCAGCUUAAUGCAUGUCUUUCUUUUUGACAGGUAUUGUUGGUGAGGCAGAUGAGAAUGGAGAGGAUCAUUACCUGUGGACCUACAAGAAACUGGAGAUCGGCUUCAACGGCAACAGAAUUGUUGAUGUCAAUUUGACCAGUGAAGGAAAAGUCCGUCUUGUACCGAACACAAAAAUUGCAAUGUCUUAUUCUGUAAGUACUGCAGUAGCUACUCAGUGGUCCUUGAUAUACACCAAUGUUAUCCUAAAGGCUGUUGUUUGGCUCUUGUCAUCAGAUCAGGAUCAGGUCAAGUAUACAGCUUUGUCAUUGAUUUCUAAUGUCAAGAAAACCCUUUCUGUUCACAGGUGAAGUGGAAGAAAUCUGACGUGAAGUUUGAAGACAGAUUCGACAAGUACCUCGAUCCAUCCUUCUUUCAACACAGGGUUAGUGGAGUAUUGCACAUUCAGUGAUCUGUGCCUCAUUUGCUUUCAGGAUGUUUAAGUAAUCUCAUAUUUAGGUACAUCGUAAUUAAAAAACCUGGUAACUUAAACUUCUUUUGCAUCAGCUGUUUAGGCAAGAUUGUUGCACCCUGUCUUCUAAGUUAAAGCUACAAGGUAGAGGGGUGGGGAGAAGUCACAGAGGUGGUAUAGGAGAUAGUAAGAGAGGGGUGUAUGCGUACACAGCUGAGUUUGAGAGAUGGAAUGGCCCUGUGUGUUUGUGAUGUUAUUUGACUUGAUGUGCCUCUUUUGCUUCUUCAGUGCCUCACUGCUGUAUAAAAAUCACACCCCAGAACAGCCUUUUUACCCUGUUGGAUGGUUCAGUAUGAAAAUACACUGAGGAUAUAAAAGCAGAGCUUUGUUACAUUUAUUUGAAGACACUGUUGUUUAAAACAGGCUUCAAAUGCCACCUUUAAGUGUGGCAGGAAUCCAGUCGGGUUUAUCUUUUAAUAGUUUUUAUCAGAUUUAAGAUUUAAAGUGGGACAAUAGGUAGAGGAUGAAAAUCCUUGUUGAUUGUUAGUGAGGCAAAGGUUGUGGCCCAAGCUGCCACGACUGUGGUGAUAGCUUACUAAAACAUAUGUGUGUUUUAAUGCAAACUGAUUGAUAUGGUGAUCCAUUUUCAACUUUUACCUUUGUGGUGUAGGUAAUUUUGCUUUUGAUAACAAUGGAGGUGGGAUCUGAUAUAACUUGUAGAGUUUCAGCAACUUUAUCAAUCAUGAAAAACUUAACUGUUUGUGAACUUUACCUGCCACAUCCCCCUUAUCUUUGAGCAGAGAAAGUCUGUAUGAGAGCAGACACUUUACACAGAAGAGUGAGAUUUUAUCUUUAGAGGAGAAUAAUCAAGAGUAUUAUAAUUGUCAGUACUUUUGCCUAUGAUUGACAUUUUUGGUUCAUCAUAAAUUAAUGGAAUGAUCUCACAUGCAACCUUGUUUAGCUAGCAUGCUGAACCUAAAUCUGCAUGUAAUCAUUGCAGUCCAGUUACAGUAGCAAAUAAAUAGAUGAAUGAUGACAGACAAUAUGUGCGUGAUAAUUAUUUUCAAAGUGUAUUAGCUUGUGUCAUUAGUCUGGGAUGAUCAAAUGCAGCUGUUGACUGAUUAUUGAACUGAGUGACAUCACCACAACAUCUGAUCCGACCGCUUGGUAGACGACUGUAUCCUCUGUUUGAGCUGUGAGGUUGCACUGAGUGUGAAUCAAACUGAUUAUUGAUCCAAACAUUCUCAGAUUCAUUGGUUCUCCAUCUUCAACUCCUUCAUGAUGGUCAUUUUCUUGGUCGGCCUGGUGUCCAUGAUUCUAAUGAGAACACUAAGAAAGGAUUAUGCCAGAUACAGCAAAGAGGAGGAAAUGGAUGACAUGGUGAGUUUCAGUUUGGGACAAAUCUUCAGCUUGAGACUUUGUCAUUGUCCAAAUAUAAACAGCAUGCAGAACUCUUUCAUUUUAACAGAUAUUUCAUAAUGAUGACUCUUCAGUGUUAAUAAUUCCCUCUAAUUUUUCAUUGUGUCACUUUGAACCAUCAGGACAGAGACCUGGGAGAUGAAUACGGUUGGAAACAGGUACACGGGGAUGUGUUUAGGCCGUCGAGCCACCCACUGAUCUUCUCCUCGCUCAUUGGCUCUGGCUGCCAGAUUUUCUCUGUCUCCCUCAUCGUCAUCAUCGUUGCUAUGGUCGAGGAUCUGUACACAGAGUGAGUUACUGCUCUUCUUGUAACUCCUGGUUUUAAAGUGAGGUUUGGUUUUCCACCAGUCCUAAUUUAAUGUCACUUAAUCAGCUUGAUUUGUUGAGUGGAAUAUUUGAUGAAACCUUUCUAAGUUUAUGUUUUUUCUCCUUUUAAAUGUAUGAAAUGCUUAGAGUGUGAGAUUUGGGCUGAAUCAUGCCAAGACGGAGUUGUAAAGUUUUUGUCAGGAAAAUAGCUGAAAGGAAAAUCUCAGUCGUGACAUUUGUGACUUAUUUCUCACAUUCAAAUGGAAUUCAAAUGUUUCACCCUUUUUGAACAGACAGAGGAAACCAAUUGGACCUCCUAACUUAAAAAUGUAGCCUCGUCAAUAUAUAGACAAAAACAUGCACAACUGACCACAUUAGGAGAAAAGUUCUAUAAUAAGAGGAGAGGACCUCAGGAAAUGAUCGAGAGAAAGGACAGAAGGUAAAGGUGAUUAUGGUGAUUGAAAUGUAUCUUACAGUUUGAAGCCUAAAACAUACAGGAUCCGCGUUGAGAGCAUUCUGUCAGCGAGUGUAGCAGCAGCGUAGUGCAGCCCCGGUCAGCUGGACUCAGUAAAGAGGAAACAACAUGCUUACAACAGGUUGUUUUGCCUUUUGGAUUUCAUUCAGUGACCGUUGAGCCUCUACUCUAUGUGAAAAAGCAACAUGAUUUUAAAGUUUUGGUUUUUGCAGGUUUACUCAUAUUUAAUAGAGUAAACUGUGGUCUUUUAUGCUGGGCUCUUACCUUCAGUUCACAGUCCUGUUGGGGUCCAUAUGGAUCAGGGACUGACCAUGAGAUUUUUCUGUGUUAACAACAAAUCCAUAACCAGGAAGUAUUUCUCAUCUACAUGAGCUAAUACACAGUCAGGAGUCUGCAUAUGGUGUUUUAUUUUGAAAUUUACUGGAUGAUGUGUGGUUUCUGUGCUUGACAUCCUGUCUAGAAUGAUGUUCUCUGUGUGGAUUGACAAGUGUAUGAAGCGUAGAGCAGAGAAAAUAGACUCGGUGCGUAUCUUUAGCAGUGCCACACUCGAUACGUUUCUGAGACGGAGCUGAGACACAUCCUGUGUGCGAUGCUGCAUUGAUUAGAAUGGCAACCUAUUUGGUGCAUGACACGUGAUGCUGAUGGAAAGCGCUCAACACGGAUGAGGUGGGUUUGAGACUGUACUCUCGCAAAGAAUAGAAAUUUACGUGCACCACUGAAAACCUAAAGCUCAAAUACCAACAACAUGACUCCAAACUUUGAAAAUCUAAGGAUGAUACCAGUGGGCUGACUCAAGUAUCAUUCAAAUCUCACAAAGUCACAAAUUCUUAGCUGUAAGCUAUAAAAGGUGUUUCAUCUUGUGUCAGAUGAAGAAAACACUACAUGAACUUUUCAGGCAGGAGAAGAAUGAAGCCCAAAGACCGAGACAGUAAAGGAUCUAAUAUCAUGUCCUUUUUUCACCUCAGGCGAGGAUCCAUGCUGAGCACAGCCAUCUUUGUGUAUGCAGCCACUUCUCCUGUCAAUGGCUACUUUGGAGGAAGUUUGUAUGCAAAACAAGGAGGUAAUAAAAGCCUUCAUGCCUGACACUCUCUUUGACUGAAUACUUUAAGCUUGGGGUUCCCUCUGAAAAGCCUGUGUAACAUUUUCACAUUGUGCUGUUUGACCUCUCAGGCAGAAGAUGGAUUAAGCAAAUGUUUAUCGGGGCGUUCAUGAUUCCAGCUAUGGUGUGUGGAACUGCCUUUUUCAUCAACUUCAUCGCCAUCUACUACCACGCCUCCAGAGCCAUUCCGUUUGGCACCAUGGUGGGUUUGACACAAUAACAGACCACAGAGUUAUGAAGAACUUGCUCUGAGUCGACAGCUUGGGUUUAUUUGUGUAGCUGUGCUGCGGUCCAAAUGAUUUGAUAUUAUGUCAUCAGUUGUGGAGCAGAAAGGGGAUUGAAUUGAUUAAAAUACUGAAAAAGUCUUGAGUUUAUUAUACUCGCUGUAACUCAUGCUCUGUAUCUGAUGAAAAAGAAACAUGUUGGCUAUAAAAUGAUCACUAAAAAACAAUCACAGCUUAUAAAACACAGGCCAUAUGACGCUGCUUCAUCUUACCUGAUGCUGGUUUUCAUUUCUGUCUGAAGUGUCCCUGUUCCCAAACUGUGCAGAAUGCUAUUGCCUAAACCUCUUAAUUACAAACAGCUGUUUGAUGGCACAUGACAGCACCCAUUAGUCGUGAUUUGAUUAGCACAACACAUAUCCAUCAUAAGUGUCAAAAAAGAAUCUCGAUAACCAACAAGGAAUCAUCUACAUUCAAACUCAAUCUGUCAAAUCCCUCAGUGAAUCUGAGGUGACAGUCUGAGACGCCUCUGAGAAAGGACUUUUUCUCUCCUCCUGUGUUAGUGAGAUGUAGAAAUGACACACACACUCAUUUCCUUUAGGUGCUUUUACGCACCUUUACAUCACACUGUAAGCAGUUUAUUUUCAAAUCUGUGAAUCCAAAAGUCUGCCAUAUUAGAAAGUGCUGUCAGUGUUUUAUUCAAGGUAAUUAACUCUGUAUACUCAGACCUACACAGCUGAGCGAUUGUGUAACUGUUUAUUGUUUCCUGCAGGUCGCUGUCUGCUGUAUCUGCUUUUUUGUCAUCCUGCCACUGAACCUUGUGGGAACCAUCUUGGGGAGGAAUCUGUCGGGCCAACCAAACUUCCCCUGCAGAGUGAAUGCUGUGCCUCGACCAAUCCCUGAGAAGAAAUGGUAUGACUUUGGUCCGACAGGGUCGAGUUUUUAAGGAUUGAAACUGGAGCAGACUUUAAAACCAUUGCAAGUCUGUUGAUAUACACUUGAUAAAAAUAUAGAUGUGCAAGUAAAUAAUGAAGUGGUUUCAGCAGUUUAGAUUGUAAAAGAAGGUGGAGCUUCCACAGGAGCCUUUCCAGCCUAUACUGAUACUCAGAUACAGGUGCAGUGACUCACAGCAGAACAAAGAUCCACUCAGACCAGUAUGGAUCAUGUGUGGUCAGCCAGUCAAUGGCAUUUCUCGCUCAGUUUGUACACCUAGCUUUUGCUCUUUGUUAGGCUCUGGCCUCUGCUUCAUAUUAAUGCCUGCAUGAGAGAGGUUCCUGUCUGUCUGUCAGUGUUGGCCCUGCCUGUGUGAGUCAGUGUAGUGCAAGCUCACACUUUAAGGGAGCUAGGUCAAAGCUCAAUUCAUACAGAUCAAAAUGAGUUAGUUCACGUUCAUUUAUGUCCAGUUGUACCUACAUCCCCCCUCAGCAGAGCUUCUCAAGCUUCAGUCCCUCAUCCUUCAUUAUUCAACUAAAUGGAUAAUCAUGCAUAUCAUUAUUCAGCUGUAGAGAAUCAUAAACAGAGAUUUAGUUUAAAAGCCAGAAAAUUCAGUUUCACUGCAAUUUAUUCAUAAAACAUGGGGAACAAUUCAGCAGGUUUGCAAACUUAGACAUAUGAAGCCUGAAACUUUCAUAUCUCUGAAAAUAUUUGGUUGAAGGUUUUGAACUUUGUACUGAAGUACACAAAGAAAUCUGCUUUGUUCUUGGUAGUGCGGGUGCUGUGGUUUUCACACCCUGUAAAACAACAUUCAGCAAAGUGAGGCUUUAUAAGUUUUCCAGUUAUGCUAUGCAGACGUUUAUGGAUGAAGAAUUGAAACAGACAGCUCAGCCAUUUACUCAUAUAAAAAGAAAUUGCACUGUGUUGGUCUCCCCUUCCUCCUAGCCGCUUGUCAGCAUCGCUCCACUCAUGCAAACACACAAACAAACACUGCCUGUAGAGAGGAAGAGUCAGUGGGACAAUAAUAACUGCAGUAAGAGUCUGAAAACGUGAGCAGAGCAGGAAUACAAGCGUGCUUAGUUCACUGAGACGCAGGAGCACCUCAUAUGACCCUCAGAGCACACAGCUGGAACACACACACACACACACACACACACACACACACACACACACACACACACACACACACACACACACACACACACACACACACACACACAGGAUGACUGAUGUACUUGUUUCAUAAAUGUACCCCACUUCAAAUCAAAACUCAGAACACAUGUUUCAAAUUGCAUAUUCUCUUUAACUGUCCAUCUUCAUACCUGUAUGUUGUUUUUAUUUAUUUUAAUUGUGUUUUAACUGUGUUUUUAAUGCUCUGUGCCGUGUCCUUGAGUGUCCAGAAAGGCGCUUUUAAAUAAAACGUAUUAUUAUUAUUAUUAUUAAGUUUCUUAAAAAUGUAAAGCUCCUGUAAGGAGUUUAUUGAUUUCUAUGAAAUAGACUUACAUUCAUAUGAAUGUACAAAAGAGGAUCAUGAGGGAUAAUUAUUAUUACAGAUGGUCAUUUCAAAUGGGUAGAGCUGAAUAAGCAGUAGAUAGUGAGGAAGGUGAACUCACACAGGUAGUUAAUCCUCAGUAUUGUUGCGCUAAGUGGUCAAGGUUUUUUUUUUUCUUUUAACAAAAGUGUCAAAACAAUAAAUAGAAAGCUUAACAUUUACAGUCUUCUGUCACCACUGUGGUCAGGAGAAGGUAGAAGUGACUUCAGGCAUACUUCACUGGAAUUUCAUCCUGAGUUUCACUUUCCAGUUUUCUUUCUCAUUACACAAAAGGCCUCCUAUCUUUGUGCGUGCGUGCGUGUGUGUGCGUGCGCGCAUGCGUGUGUGUGUGUGGAUACACCUUUUGUAUUUAUACUCUAAUCUUGUGAUGUCUCAGGUUCAUGGAGCCAGCUGUCAUCGUGUGCCUGGGAGGAAUCCUUCCCUUUGGGUCGAUCUUCAUUGAAAUGUGAGUUUACUGAGGGUCUCCUAUGUGGUGAAAAUGCUUGUUGCAGUCAGUGACAUGUUUUCUGUCCUCAUUUUUCAGGUACUUUAUCUUCACAUCCUUUUGGGCCUAUAAAAUCUACUAUGUCUACGGCUUCAUGAUGCUUGUCCUGGUCAUUCUCUGCAUUGUGACUGUGUGUGUCACCAUCGUGUGUACGUACUUCCUGCUCAAUGCCGAGGACUACAGAUGGUGAGUGCAGCCCUGUUGUCACUGCAGUCUGAUAGUAACUUUUAGAGCUGAGUGCAGAGUGGCAGACGUCAUCUUUUUCAGGUUUUCAACAUGUUUGCAUGAAAACAAUGGGAUAUUUGUUCACGUUCAAAGGUCAGUUACCUGAAGUGCCUUUUUUUUUUUUUUUUUUUUUUAGGCAAUGGACAAGCUUCCUCUCUGCUGCAUCCACUGCUGUCUAUGUUUACAUGUACUCCUUUUACUACUACUUUUUCAAAACCAAGUAAGUAACUUUGUGAUUCCACAAUAAAAGUGUCCCCUUAGGGGCAAAAUAUUCUUGUCAUAUACAUACAAAUCAGAAAAAUCUACCAAUGCCAGAAAGAACAAAAAUCUGUUUCUUAUACAAUGAUUCCUUUUACAAUCCAGGAUGUACGGAUUGUUCCAGACAUCCUUCUACUUUGGCUACAUGGCUGUGUUCAGUACUGCCCUAGGAAUCAUGUGUGGUGAGUACUGGUUCACGUUUUUGGAAUGCUGAUAGACUGACUUAUUUCUAGCUCCGAACUCAAUCAGGUUACUGUGUGGACACCAAACUGUCCUGAAGUCGCCCAUAGACAGAAAAAAAGUUGAGAAAACAUCGUAAACAUGGUGGUUCUACUGCCGGGGUAAACGUGGUUUAUGGUUUCAGGUUAAACUGGACUGUACCAAAAGCUGACUCAUUCAUGAGCAUACAAUAGUGAGGAAGUGAACUACUUCCACUGCAGUGGUCUUCCAUGUUUGGUAUCAUGCUUUCAUGUCUGUGAGUGGCUACUGAUCACCCCUGUCCCUCCAGCUCUGAGCUAUGACAAGUGCCAUUUGAGAGGCUUGCCGAAGUUGGUUUUCAGGCUGAGGGUGCAUGGUGACAGAUCUGUAUCUGAGUGAGGACCCUGUAUGAAGGUGGCUGAAGUCUAAUGAAAAAGACCUGACUACAUGCAACUUGGUUUAUCAGACUGUCGUUGAAAAAUCUGAUCGGCUCACAUAUGAGUAUACAAACUAAAUUUGGGGCUGCAGUGUGGAAAUAACCUGAGAUACACUGAGAUCUGGCAGGAGUGAAUUCCAAAGGGGUUUUGUAGCCGGUAAUAUUUCUGUUUAAGUGCCACAAACUUCUCAGUUUGUUCAUCAGUCUAGUUUGAUGUAAAGACAUUUACAUAAAUCUUUAAUUUAACCCUCUUUUCCUGUGAGGUGUAAGUGUGAGGAGUCAGACCUGUUCAACUCUCUCAGCUGCUCAGAUAUAUCCUCAGUGUCUUGUGCUAGCCUGAUAAACUGGCUCUGUUUAAGGAGGGGCCCUUUUAGAAGUCUGAAAAAUAUUAGAGGGCCUAUAGUGUCCUGGGGCCUCAUUUACAACAGGGCAUAAAAUCCAAUCUAAAUGCGUACCUACAUCUAAAACCAGAGUAAGUGCUCCAGAAAUAGUUCCGAUUAAUUUAAAAACUGUGUGAAAGCACACAUUCACACUGUUUUCUUUACAAAACAUCAUCCACCUGAUGACAUGACCAUAUGGAUCAGCCUCAUAUUCAGCCUUCUACACGCCCACAUUUUUACAUACAUGGUGUAUGCAAAGCGCCCAACGAAAUAAAAUACAUUAUAAUGUACCUGCAGAUCAAAGGUUCUUGAUGGUGAUUAAUAACAGCAGCACAGAGGAUGAUGGAGAGAAGAAACUCAGACAAACAGUUCAAUGCAUGUGGAUGAAGGGAGGUAGGAGAAAAAAAUAUUUGCAAAAGCAGGAGGGUCACAAAUCAAAUAAAGAGCAGAGAGUGACACCAUGCUGCUGCAGCAUUCAUGCAGUCUUUAGGAGUGCUAGAACCUCCAUCAUUCACUCUCACUUACAGGUGUCACUGCAGCUUCUGUACAAGAUGUUUGCACACAUCCAAAACUGAUUUUUUCAUUGUGCCAGAGUGCUCAUGUCAAUCAGAGGUUCACCCUAUCCCUGUGAAUGUAUUGCACAUAUGUUUGAUCUGUAGAUGUGAGCUUUUAAAACUGAAUUCCCACACUGUCAGUAAACUGCAUCUAAAACAAUGAAAUUUAUUAAUGGUUUUACUGCCUUUGUUUUUCUUUUUUUUACAAAACAUUUUAGCCGUGAAGUUUGGCUUUGUUGACCAUAAACUGUCAAUUUGAGUCAACCCCUUAGACAAAAUCGAUGACUUGCUUGCACUUUUUUGCCCCUUAAUCACCUGGUCACAGACCACUUUAUGGCUGAACAGUAAAUGAUUGAAUAAGUUAAGUGUAUCCCCUAGCACAGGAAUCAAUCUGUAGUGGUGUGUGAUUUGGGGAGCAGGGGGACGAUGUGUGUUGAGCAACUCAGGGAGCACGGUGGGGUGGGGGGUUCAACCAGCCGUGUGAUCACCGACAAUAACUUGCUAGUGCUAGUACUUUGGGUGCAGCACCCAUGUCCGUACGCAUACUGAUACAUAUGAAUCCAAGUUAGAGCCACGUAAAUAAAAAAAAAAUUUAUUUAGCCGUGGCACUGCACCACGAUUAAUUGCACACAGUGGAAACCCUGAAGUUGGUCGUGUUGCCCUGGGGAGCAGACACGACAGCGUGACAAACUUUGCAAACAAUUUCCUUUUGCUUGACAUCCGUCAAAUUGAAGCCAAAGUAUUUUUUAAGAUGUCCUACCUUCCAUCUAAACUAAAAAUGGCCCUCCUGCCAUGUUUUAAUCGCUCAGUCCUCAUAUUAAUGAUCCACACACAUCACACACUUGCUGCAGCUGCACAUAGCGGGUACAUUCAAGGUGUUUUUCCAGCACGAGAUCUUAAAUAAAUGCUGCACGGUGCGGCGCAUUAGUUAUCUUUCUUUGAUUAUAUUAUCAAAUAUCUCCACAGUUAAUUAAUCUGCCAUGUAAAGGUUUGUCAUUGAACGUAAAGAGAAGUUGCCAUGUCAUCUAAAAACACUCACGGAGCUCUUUUGUUUUCCAGGUGCUGUUGGAUACAUGGGAACAAGUGCCUUUGUGAGGAAGAUCUACACAAAUGUGAAAAUUGACUGACUAAAAAGCAGCGCAACAACACAGGGAUAUGAAAAGAUUUUGCCUAUGCUUAUCCAGAGUGACGGCGGGCAUAAAUCAUUCUUUAUUACUUUUCUUUCUUGCAAAGAGAUUACGAGAAUCUCACUUUGUACAAUGUAGUUUUUCCAUUUUAUGAAUGAAUUUCAACGCCGUAACUUCAAGUGAAUCAGAGCAAAACCUGCAAAAAAAAGAUAAAUACAAAGUUCUGUUUUUAUCUGUUGCUUUCAAAGACCGUCAAGGCAAAUGUUUAAGGCUGACAUGGCUUCUCUUCUCCAACCCAGUCCCCCUGAGACCAGAGGACAUAAACAUGGAUUGAUGGCAUUAGUGUAGCUCUCUUCAGUGAAGAGGCCUAAGUGUAUUGAAAGCCUUUGUUCUAUUGUGUCAGAAUAUUGGAGAGUUGGGUUCGUGCCCAUGUUUUGACUUGAUUUCUAUUUUGUAUUCUUGAAGUCACCCGAGACACUGUUACGACACACUUGCUACAGUUAUCAGUUUGAUUCAGUUCCCAUUCAAAGAUGAUAGACAAAAAGUUUGCCACUCGUAAAUCAUUCCCCCUAUUCAACAAUUCCUGAAACCCUUUUACAGUAGCAAUCCAUCCAGUCGAUGAAAGAUUUUAGUCCUGCUGUAGUUUACUGUACAGACAAGAGCAGAGGGACUGACGAACAAUUGAGGUACAGUAAGAAAGAAACGGAUUUUUAAAUGGAUGUUUGAUGUGAUCUCAUUUCCGCGUUUUGUCGGGGUUUUCUUAAUGUUUGGGUUUGAAUGAAGUCUACUUGUAAAGAUAAUAUAUGGAUGGGGGGGAGUGUAUAUAACCUUAAUAAUGUAACUCUAGAUGUAGAUCCCAAAUGUAUUUUCGUUGUACAGAUUUACUACAGGGUGUUUUUUUAAAUGAUUCAUUCAGUUCAAGUUGCUUUUUUGGUCUUUGUUUGGUGCUUGGGAUGGGGUUGGUGGCACUGUUACAUCUUGCCUGAAGUUGCAUGAAGUUUCACCAAACGACCUGCUUAUCAGACUCCACUUCAGUCAGCGCUGUCAGGUUUGUUUUUGUUGCUCUGGCUCAAAAUGUAAAAGGUACAUUUUGAUGACUGGUGGGCCUGCUCAUGGGCACUGUUCUUACUGUUCUUGAUUUCAUCUAUUAUUUAAAGCUUUAAGAGGCUCUACAUUUCCUGGGAAAGCCAUUACCCUCAUGUUCUUUCUGUUGCCUAACCUGAAACAUCAUUUGUGAAUGUCAGAGGGAAUGAGGCUUUUGCUUUGUUUCUCCAAACACACUGUACAAAGUGAAGUUUAUGUACACUUAAAACUAGAUGUUUUCAUAACCACACACAGUGCUGCGGUGUUUCAAACGCUUUCUUUUUUCAUUUUGUGUAAAUACAGUAUGUACCCUACUUGUACAAGAAAGUGGCAAUGCCUUUUCAGUUCCGAUUUCCAAUUCUGCCCCCACUGAAGUUGAUUUUGGCACCUCAUCUUGUGUACCAAUGUCUGAUUAGACAUUUUGAAACUGCAUAUUAACUUGCUGUAAAAAGAAAAAAUAAACAUGUUUAUGUACAGGGGUUAAGUGUGUCUUUGAUUGUGAGAG